AUGAAUGGCGAAGAAGAUACAGUAAUGGGUUGUGUUGAUGGUAGCGAGAUGGUAGAUGAGACCCCAAGAGAUUGCACAGGUGCCAGUUUAGAGGAUACUGCUGAUUGGGUGUACACACCACCACCAGACAAUCAACGAGAAUUUGAGUUUCCAGAAGAUGGCCUUAGUUUCUCUUCUCGAUUUGACAGUGGUAACUUAAUUCAAGUUGAACGUAUUGGUCCGUAUCGGUAUAAUAUGUAUACCACCCCUGAUUGCGGUAAUACACCAAAACAAACAAAUAAUCGACAAUGGUUUCACUUUGCUAUUCGAGGAGGAAGUAAAGGAACUGUGAUUACCUUUACCUUUGUGGGUAUGAUGCAUUGUAAGAUGUUUACAUAUGGAUGGACACCUGUGGUGGCGGUGUGUCCGGGAAAACCGCAGUACACACGACUCCCCGGCCGCGCAACUGUGGUAGCGCUGGACGCCAUGCCACCGACGCCUGGUUAUCCCGGCUUUGUUCUUAAGCCGUGGGGAAAGAAAUCAGCCAGCACAGAAACACCAUCACCAACAGCAGCCACAACUAUUACCACCACAACUACCACAACCACAACAACAACAACAGGAGAAGGAGGCAAUGAUGAUGGGGAUGCGAAUGGUAGUUCAGAGGGAGUUCCUGAUGUUAUUGAACUAGCUGCAAGUGCUACUACUAAGAAGAAAAAGAAAGAAAAUAGUGUUGCUAUGAACAUUACUUUCGAAGUGCGACUUGAGAUUGAUGCACCACUCACUUCAUCUUUAUAUCCUUUGGGUCAUCCGCAAUGUCCAGCAACUUAUGUUUGCAGUAAUCAUCCCUAUUCCUAUACCACACUACAGCAAAAUAUUAAACUUUGGAAAGCACAAACUUCAUCUGGUACAAAAAAUAGUGGUACUGAACAAUCAGCAGAAAAUGAAGUGGGAGAAUCUACUUCAAAUUCUAUAUACUUUAACCAUGAAGUUCUUUGUAAAUCUUUGGAUGGUCGAAAUGUUGAUCUUAUUACCAUAACAGAUAGAUCUGGAAUUUCUUCUGAAAAAUGCCCUUUUUAUGGAGAUGAGGAUAUACCAUAUUCCUCUGCUAUAGGAGAAACUGAACGUCCUUAUCAAUUUUUAGGAAAACCUUUUGUUGUUCUUUCUGCCCGUGUUCAUCCUGGUGAAGCACCAUCAAGUCAUUUAAUGCAUGGUUGUAUUGAAUUUUUACUUAAUCAAGUAGAUCCACGAGCUAUCGCUUUGCGAUCACGUUUCGUUUUUCUUCUUGUACCAAUGAUUAAUCCUGACGGUGUAGUUAGAGGGCACAGUCGCGCAGAUACUGAUGGAGUUAAUCUUAAUCGUAUGUACAAAAAUCCCUCUAAAAAGCGUCACCCAGCUCCUUACAGUAUACGAAGUAUGCUUCAUUCAAUUGCAUCAGUAAAAGGUAGACUAAAUCUUUUUAUUGAUAUGCAUGCACAUGCAAAUAAACGUGGAAUGUUUUUUUAUGGAAACUCUAUGGAUGCUCCUGAACUAUUACAAGGUCUUUUAUAUGCCAAGUUAGUAGCAUUGAAUACACCUUAUUUUGAGUUUCAAUCUUCUAAUUUUUCAGAAGCUAAUAUGUAUGCUACUGGAAAAACAGGAGAAGGUCGUGAUACAUCUAGUCGUGUGACUUUGUAUCAAGAAACUGGACUUGUUUACAGCUAUACUAUUGAAGCUUCUUAUGUGGUGGGUAACAGUUUGAAUUCCGUUACGGCAAUAUCAGCUCAAUCGGUAGAAGAACCUGAAGUUUUUCAAGGUACCCCUUCUCCCAAAUAUACUCCAGCUAUAUUCGCUGAUGUUGGAAAAGGAUUAUUGGUAGCCUUACUUGACCUAAAAGGAUGUAACCCAUUAAGUCGUUUACCUUCCAUGCAGUAUCAUAAUGCUAAAGGGGUUUUGUUAGCAUUACAACGUCAACUUCAAACGGAGGCGUCUGAACGAUUAUUUAAAAUAGCCUUCGCUAAUAGUGGUCAAGCAGCUUUCUCACGAGAUUCUUCUGUAGAUCCAUUAGUUUCCGUUAUGUCUACAUUAAAACCUGAAGAUUUCCAAGGUCCUAUGACUAUCAAAGAUGGACGUGGACUCCCUGCCAUUACAAUUCGCGGAUUUCCGGAAUUCUUGUCACUUGAGCAGGCAGUUCAGAUUCUCGCCCACACACCGCCGUUGUGUCCACCACGAACACUCAUCUGCAACACUGGACGACGUUCUUUGGCCCAAACAGUAGCGGCCGCAGCGGCUGCAGGUGGUGGUGGUGGUGGAGGAACUUCUGGCCGUCGUUGUGUGAGUAAUACAGGAAAUGGUAGCACCUCGACCGCUGCAGCUCUUCGAACACCUUCUGCUAAUGGGCGGAAGUCUCUUGCUGGUGUGAAUUGA
Molecule: messenger RNA, 2385 nt
Organism: Trypanosoma theileri
Lineage: Eukaryota; Euglenozoa; Kinetoplastea; Trypanosomatida; Trypanosomatidae
Product: zinc carboxypeptidase
Exons: 1
Coding region: 1-2385 (794 amino acids)
Biological process (GO): proteolysis; protein deglutamylation
Molecular function (GO): metallocarboxypeptidase activity; zinc ion binding
Source: RefSeq, a predicted model, not a curated record